This is a messenger RNA of Quercus robur (English oak), 1791 nucleotides long. RefSeq names its product GTPase-activating protein GYP1. The record is from RefSeq and is a predicted model, not a curated record. Gene Ontology annotation, biological process: activation of GTPase activity. NCBI's taxonomy places the organism in Eukaryota, Viridiplantae, Streptophyta, Magnoliopsida, Fagales, Fagaceae. The transcript has 10 exons. Gene Ontology annotation, molecular function: GTPase activator activity. The coding region runs from base 122 to 1498 and encodes 458 amino acids.
CUUUUCUUUUUUUUGAUCCAAGGCUUUCUUAUUCUUUGGUCGCGAGAGAAAACAAAAAUAUGGACUAGUAAAUACAAGCACAAACAGAAAGAGAGGGCAUGGUUUUUGCAUAGCAACAACCAUGAGGAACACCAACAACAACAACAAUAACAGCCCAGAAGAUCAGAGGAAGAAAGAGAGCACUCUCACAAGCCUUGAUUCCAGAUUCAACCAGACCCUCAGGAAUGUUCAAGGUUUGCUCAAAGGCCGCAGUAUUCCUGGUAAAAUAUUACUGACUAGGAGAUCAGACCCACUAGAUGAAUCAAGCGUACAAGAACGGACUCCAGAGUAUGAAAGGAGCCUUUCAUACAAUGAAGCUGGCUCAAGUGAUCACUUGGCCAAGGCAGCAGAGGAAGAAGUCCAGAGUACUAGCAAGCCAAAUAAUAACACAAAUGUCAUUAAGUUAAAAAUGUCAACCUCAGAGAUCGAAAAUACAUCCAAAGAAGUUCAGAAGUCUGCCAUGGGUGCAAGAGCUACAGAUUCAGCAAGAGUUAUGAAGUUCACAAAGGCACUUUCUGGGACAACAGUCAUAUUAGAGAAGUUGCGUGAGUUAGCUUGGAGUGGAAUACCAGAUUAUAUGCGCCCUGAUGCGUGGAGGCUUCUCUUGGGAUAUGCACCACCUAAUUCAGAUAGAAAGGAGGGAAUUUUAAGGAGGAAGCGCCUUGAGUAUCUUGACUGUGUUUCUCAGUAUUAUGACAUUCCAGAUACAGAAAGAUCAGAUGACGAGAUCAAUAUGCUUCGCCAGAUUGCUGUUGAUUGUCCACGCACUGUACCUGAUGUCUCUUUCUUCCAAGAACCACAAGUUCAGAAAUCCUUGGAGCGCAUCCUUUAUACAUGGGCCAUUCGGCAUCCUGCAAGUGGAUAUGUUCAGGGAAUAAAUGAUCUGGCUACACCCUUUCUAGUUGUUUUCUUGUCAGAAUACUUAGAAGGGGGUGCGGAUAACUGGUCAAUCUCUGAUUUAUCUCUGGAAAAUAUCUCUAACUUAGAGGCUGAUUGCUACUGGUGUCUAUCGAAGUUGCUUGAUGGUAUGCAAGACCAUUACACUUUUGCUCAACCGGGAAUUCAGAGGCUUGUGUUUAAGUUGAAGGAAUUGGUCAGGCGGAUUGAUGAACCUGUUUCAAGACACAUGGAGGAGCAAGGGCUGGAAUUUCUUCAAUUUGCUUUCCGCUGGUUCAACUGUCUUCUAAUACGCGAGAUACCUUUCCAUCUUGUUACACGCCUGUGGGACACAUAUCUUGCAGAAGGGGAUGCGUUGCCAGAUUUCCUUGUGUACAUAUUUGCCAGUUUUCUUUUAACGUGGUCAGAUAAGCUUCAGAAGCUUGAUUUCCAAGAAUUGGUGAUGUUCCUUCAACACCUUCCGACUCAAAACUGGACUCACCAAGAGCUUGAGAUGGUGCUUUCAAGAGCAUUCAUGUGGCACAGUAUGUUUAACAACUCUCCCAGCCACUUGGCUAGCUAAAAAGGGAAUUGUAAUAGCUAUUGUUUAUGGUCAGUUAGGAAUUUUGUUCUUUACACUAUGUUUUUCAUAUUUUGCUGCCUUUUGGUAUCUAUAGAUGUGUUUUCUCUUACUUCAUUGGAGAAAACCGGCCCAUGUUCUCAUAUGUAUUUUGGCUUGUAAUAUGUGUAUUUUCAGACAUUUCUUUGUAGAUUUACUUUGACCAUAGAAAGAUAAAAAAGAACAAAAGAAUUACCUUGUUGUAUGACAAUUUCCCAUUUCGUGAAUGGAGUGAGAGGAAUCCAAUAUAUUCAUUA